UCUGGAUAUGAGACACAGAAGAUGGGGGAUUGGAAUUUGCUUGGCAGUAUCUUAGAAGAGGUACAUGUUCACUCAACAAUCGUUGGAAAAAUCUGGCUCACCAUUCUUUUCAUUUUCCGGAUGCUGGUUCUCGGUGUGGCGGCAGAGGACGUUUGGGACGAUGAACGCAGUGAGUUUGUGUGCAACACAGACCAGCCCGGGUGCACCAACGUCUGCUAUGACCAGGCUUUCCCCAUCUCUCUCAUACGGUACUGGGUCUUACAAAUCAUUUUUGUGUCUUCUCCUUCUCUGGUAUACAUGGGGCAUGCACUCUACCGAUUGAGGGCGCUUGAGAAAGAGAGGCACAGAAAGAAAGCCUUUUUGAAAGCAGAGUUGGAGGGAAUCGAGGGUGCUCAGGAGGAACUCAAAAGGAUCGAGAGAGAGUUGAGGAAGCUGGAAGAGCAGAAGAGGGUAAGGAAAGCGCCACUUCGGGGAUCCUUGCUGCGUACAUAUGUUUUCCAUAUCUUGACCAGAUCAGUGGUGGAAGUUGGUUUUAUAAUUGGGCAAUAUGUUCUGUAUGGUAUAGGACUUGAUCCUCUGUAUAAAUGUGAGAGGUUUCCUUGCCCUAACAGUGUAGAUUGUUUUGUGUCGAGACCAACUGAAAAGAACAUUUUCAUGGUCUUCAUGCUUGUCAUUUCUGGUGUUUCGUUAUUCUUGAACCUCCUUGAGAUAUUUCACCUUGGGGUGAAGAAAAUCAAACAAAGUGUGUAUGGAAGUAGUAAAUAUGGAGACGAAGACAGCAUAUGCAGAUCCAAGAAAAACUCCAUGGUGCAGCAGGUUUGUGUUCUUACCAACUCCUCGCCCCAGAGGAUGGUUCAGCUCACCCAGACGGCCUACACAGUGGUUCCUGGUGGCCAAUCAGAUGCUGUGGCCGUCUACAUGCCCACAGCCACCCCUCAAACCCAGAACGGAUCUGACCCACAGCCCCGGCAGCUGAGACUUCCCAGUCAGGCAGAACUCCACUCUCUGCGGCAGUACGGGGCGGUGGAGCGCCGCUACACCCUGGACAACAGGAACCACUCAUGCAGCAGCGAUGACUCCAACGGCCCCAAGGGUUCAGGACACCCACAGCACUGCGGAGCACAGCCUCGGGCCUCUCUGAGGGCCAGCCACAUGGAGAUACCGGCAGCCCUGAGGAACUCGCAGCGCAAACAGAGCAGAGUCAGCGCUUGCAAGGACUACAGUGACAUGAGCGACUCUCCGGACAGCGGGCACUACCCCACAGCGAGGAAGGCCAGUUUCAUGUCCCGUGGACUCUCUGAGAGCAAGCUGGCCAGUCCGCUCGACAGCCCUGGUUCUGGGAGCAGCCCGGACACGGAGGCCAAGAGACUAGCGCAGGGGGAGAGUCCUCCUAUGACUCCACCUCCAGCAAGCGGACGGAGAAUGUCCAUGAGCAUGAUUCUGGAGCUGUCUUCAAUCAUGAAAAAAUGAAACGACGCCUGGACCAGAACGACCAAACACUUAGGAAUACAGUACACUUAUCGCAAAGCAACACUCCCCUUUCUUAUUUGCCAUAUUUAUUCACAAUGACCUACAUACAGUAUUGUGGAUGAGCAUUGACAGCUUCAAUUUUCCUUUUGUGGGUACGUACCAAAAAGAGCACAUUUAGAUUUCUUUGUCACUUCUUUGCAAACAAUAUCUGCAGUAUCAGAUCUAAUUGUUUUUUUUCUUGUUGUAUAAUUCUACUUUUUUAUAUUAGGUAUAUGCAAGCCACUUGUUUUUUUGUAGAAUGUUUUGCACACUUCAAAACAACAUGUUACUCAAAGAGUAAAACAGAAAAUAGCCACAUCCAAUUCAAUGAUGAGUUGGUGAAUGAAUUAUAUCUUUACAAUUUUGGGUGAUGCCAAAAUGGUCAGAGGUGCAGAAGUGCAGAAACUUAACUGCACAAAAACAAAACAAGAACAAUAUGUUGGUUAUCAUUAGUGCCAUACCCAGAGGAACUGCAUUCUCAUAAAAUGAGAUCAAAUCUAAUAGUAGCAGUUUAUAGGUAAUAACUUCUGUGACGUAAAACAUCACAUUAUGAUGAUAUUGUUUAUCGUAACAAUUGAUAUGAGAGGAAAAAGGGCUCCCUGGAUCCUUAAGAUGUUUUUAAAGGUGAUUUGGAAUAUCUUGCUCCUUUCUAGUGUUUUUAGGUCACUUUAUAUGCCUUUUUCUAUUAAAAGUAUUUAGCUUCAUUAUUUAUCCUUUUUCUUAUUUGACUCAAUGUUUUGUUGGUGGAUGAAGUGAAACAGAAUAGUUGGGUAUUUAUUAAUACUAAACACUUGUUUGCAUCGAAAAUACUUUCAUAAAAGAAUAACAAAAUGA
This is a messenger RNA of Osmerus eperlanus (European smelt), 2343 nucleotides long. It is a transcript of the gene gja10b, whose product is annotated as gap junction protein alpha 10 b. Gene Ontology annotation, cellular component: connexin complex. The coding region runs from base 22 to 1470 and encodes 482 amino acids. Gene Ontology annotation, molecular function: gap junction channel activity. The transcript is spliced from 2 exons. Lineage: Eukaryota; Metazoa; Chordata; Actinopteri; Osmeriformes; Osmeridae. The record is from RefSeq and is a predicted model, not a curated record. Gene Ontology annotation, biological process: cell-cell signaling.